CUACGUAUCGUCACCGACGCGGACGGCAGGCGAGCACCACGAGCAAGGCCUGUUCUGGCCGAUCACUGCACCGGCCGUGGUUGAUCUCGCGCCGAGCCCAACGCCGUCACCGCGGCUGCUCUCCGUUGAACCUGCUUGUUGUGCUCUCGGUUACUCGUGUUUGCGCGGUCCACCCAUGUCGUCCUCCCUGAUCACCGCGGUCCGGACAAAGUUCCUCGAGGCGAUCCGAUCCGUGAACCCUCCCGGACGAUGGAAGAUCCUCGUGAUCGACGAGCACUCGCAAAAGCUGCUCAACGCCGUCCUGAAGCAGUUCGAUAUCCUGGAGGAGAACGUCACUCUCAUCGAGUCGAUCACGACCAAUCGAGACCCGCAACAGUUCGAGGCGAUAUACAUGGUGAUGCCCACCUCGGAGAACGUGGGCAGGAUCAUCCGUGACUUUGAGGGGAGGCAGCAAUACACCGGGGCCCAUCUCUUCUUCAUCGACGGUCUAGCCGAACCGCUGUUCCAGCGCUUGACAGCCUCUGCCGCCGAACCGUACCUCAGAACCCUGCAAGAGCUCUUCGUGAACUUCUGGCCGAUCGAGGCGCAAGCCUUCUCUCUCAAGCUUCCCGGGAUGUUCUUCAGCUUGUACAGUCCGCCUCGGAGCGAAUCUGCCUUCCGUACCUCGCGCGACCGCCUCGAAGAAGACCUCCGGUUCAUCAGCAAAUGCAUCACGGACCUCUGCAUCACCCUCGACGAAUAUCCCUACAUCCGCUACUACUUCCCCUCCCACCACCUUCCUCUCGGCCCCCUCAAACCGAACGACACCACACGGCCACCUCCCCCGCCGGAAGGCGCCACGCGAUGGCGAACGAACCUGGCUCGAGGCGACCAGGCCCGCCAGUUCGAAGCCGUGGAAGCCGACUUCGCCACCAAGCUCCUCGCCUGCAUGGUGCAAGACAACCUGGACGACUACAAACGCAACAACCCCGACUUCCCUCGAAAAACAGAGCGCGGGAGGGGAACGCUCAUCAUCACGGACCGGGCCAUGGACAUGAUCGCGCCGUUCGUGCACGAGUUCACGUACCAAGCGAUGGCGAACGACCUGCUCCCGAUAGAAGACGGGACCAAGUACACGUACAAGUUCCAGUCCUCCGCCGGCGUCCACGAGGAUAAGACGGCCACUCUGUCCGACGCCGACUCGGUUUGGACCGAAGUCCGGCACAUGCACAUGCGCGAAGCCAUCGACAAACUCAUGGCGGACUUCAACAAGUUCUUGGAAGAGAACGCCGGGUUUAAAGGGGAGGGAGCUGCUAGUCUAAACGACAUGAAAGACAUGCUCGCAAACCUACCGCAGUAUCAAGAACAACGAGAGAAGUUCUCACUGCAUCUGAACAUGGCCCAAGAGUGCAUGGCGAUCUUCGAGAGGGACAAACUUCCCGUUGUAGCGAAUGUGGAACAGUGCUGUGCGACAGGCCUCACUGCAGAAGGGAAGACUCCGAAGCACCUCGUCGAGGAGAUGGUACCGAUAUUGGAUAGCCGCGAAGUAAUAAACGCGAAUAAGGUUCGCAUAAUAGCCCUAUACAUCCUACAUCGCGACGGCGUUCCGGACGAAGAUCGAAGGAGAUUAUAUCAACAUGCACGCUUAUCGCUGGCAGAACAGGAUGCGUGCAACGCCCUUGUACACCUCGGCGUGCGGAUCAGUCGAGGGCCGGGUGAUCGGGACACGAAGAAGAAACUGAAGCCUAACAAACCUACAGACGACGAAUAUGAUCUUUCGCGGUUCAAGCCCCUGCUGCGUACAGUUCUCGAGGAACAUGCGGCGGGUCGUUUAGAUCAGUCACUCUUCCCCUACGUCAAGGACACGCCAGUCAAGGACGUUGCAAGCACGAUCUCACGUACACCUACUCCUCAGGCGACAUCAUUACGAAGCAAGAAGGCCAACUGGAACAAGGCGCGGCCUGCGACCGUCGCUGACAACCGUAAUCGUGUGAUGGUAUUUGUCGCCGGCGGGAUGACGUACUCCGAAAUGCGGGAAGCGUAUCAGCUCUCGAGCGCCCUGAACAAGGAUAUCAUCAUUGGUUCCACACACACCGCAUCUCCUCGACAAUACGUCGACGAUCUCAAAGUCCUCGAGCUUGGUGGCGUUGGCUCCAAGUACCUACCCAAUGGUCUGCGGGAUCCACGCGCGAAGCGUUCGUUCCAGGAGUAUUACGACGAGAAAUACUUCCUCAAGGAUGCCCCUCCUCCCGUCCGACAGCCGCCGCCUCAAGAACGCAGUCGGCUCGCACCAUCGCGACCCGCCGCGGUCCCGUUGAGCCCGUCGUCCUCCUUCACAGGAUCCACCGCCUCCACGGCUUCAGCCAAGGAAAAGGAGAAGAAGAAGCGGGGACUGUUCCGAUUCUGAUAGACGCAUAUCUCCCUUCACGACACGCUGCAUCCCUUUGAUUACCCUGGACAUUCUCAUUAAUGUUAUCACAUCGUGGAAUUCAUGACAUCUUUCCCUGAUUUGGUCAAAGACGACUACGUUCCAGAGGUUUGCUGUUCCACCCCUCUGGUAGCUGUCUCGCACCCGGGACCGGUGAGAGCCAGGGAAAUCGUUGGUUGCAGUAUAUUUCGUGCUGGACAACCCAGCCACGCGCAUCUCCCAUCGACCCGGCGUAUACGAGCAGCGCAUUCUUGAGGUUGUAGCUCCUCCCGAACAAUUGCGACCCGCAGCGACUACAGGAUAGGCGAUGCAUCGGUUUGCCGCUCUCCGUGUUUGGGUCCGCAUACGUCUUCACAACGUCUUCACCCUGCGUGAGACAGAAGUCCUCUUCUUUGAACAGGCCCGCCAGUUUGAAUGCGGAACCUGUGCUCUUUCGACACUGACCACAAUGGCAGAUCCAGCAAGAACGAGGGUCGCCCUUAACCUCGUAUUGCACCGCACCGCAGGCGCAUGAGCCACGUCUAAGGGUGCUGGCGUCUCGAGUUCUGUUCGAC
Messenger RNA from Punctularia strigosozonata HHB-11173 SS5, 2961 nucleotides. Its product is annotated as Sec1-like snare protein. Bases 176 to 2386 code for a protein of 736 amino acids. The transcript has 14 exons. Gene Ontology annotation, cellular component: secretory granule; plasma membrane. Gene Ontology annotation, molecular function: syntaxin binding. Gene Ontology annotation, biological process: vesicle-mediated transport; intracellular protein transport. The record is from RefSeq and is a predicted model, not a curated record. NCBI's taxonomy places the organism in Eukaryota, Fungi, Basidiomycota, Agaricomycetes, Corticiales, Punctulariaceae.